Camellia sinensis is the source of this 6414-nucleotide messenger RNA. RefSeq lists its product as uncharacterized. NCBI's taxonomy places the organism in Eukaryota, Viridiplantae, Streptophyta, Magnoliopsida, Ericales, Theaceae. The record is from RefSeq and is a predicted model, not a curated record.
UGAAGAGCUGGCGAAUCACCGAAAAGGACAAGAACCCAUAAUUUUCGUCUGUUAUUUUCUUUUCUUUUCUUUUCUUUUCUCUCUUUCUCUCUCAUCGUUCAGAACAGAGGCGCAUAUGACAUCAACUCUGUUCGACACAUCACAAAAAGACUCGUAAAACACUCUCUCACUCUGCUUUCAUUUCUCUAAGAUUCUCUCAAUUAAGUUCUUUUGAGUAAUUGGGUUGUGUUUAUUAGGGUUUUAUAUCGAUCUGUAUGUGUUUUUUGUGUGUGCAAAUGAAGUGGGUAUUGAUUGAGAGUUGAAAUUAAUCAGAUUCUUUAACUAUGGGUGAGCAUGAUGAUGAGACUGUCGUUGUUGAUCGGGCUGUAGCUGCUGAUGAAACCCUAAUGGAGAAUUUGGGUGUUGAGGAUCGGAUCGAGGGGUCUUUGGGUGGGGAAGAUGAUGGAGGGGAGAUAAUGGUGGAGGUGGUGGGCUCUGAUGUGUUUGUUGAUGGGGUUGGUGGUGAGGGGACUGGAGGGGAUUGGAAUGGGGAGGAGGAGGGUGCUGGUGAGUUGGUGAAAGAUGGGUUGGAGAGGGAAAUUGAAUCUGCUGCCGGUGAGAGCAGUGUAAUCAGUAGUUUAGCAUCUGAGGAAGUUGGGGCUUUGGGUGGUCAAGUAGUGGAAUCUAGAACUGACACUCGGAUUGAAGGUGUCGAGGAAGUUGCAGGCUUAUUGGAUGAGCAAACCCAUGUUGAUGCGGAGAAAGUUGACCCCACAGUGAAUGAGGGCUUGGGUGGCAGAGGGGGUGAUGCCAGUGUUGUUUCAGAUUCUCACAGAGCUGAAAAUUUGCAUGAUGAAGCUCAGAAUGAUGGAAUUGAGACUGGGUUGGGAGGUUCCUUAACAAUUUCAAGAUCAUCAUGUGAACAAAGUGAAGUUGUUGCGGAGAGAGCCGUGGCUACGGCUACUGAGGAGAGUUUGGAGAGAGGGUCGGUUGAUGAGGGUGUGGAGAGGGAACUGGAAUCUGUUGACGGCGAGGGUGGUGAAAUCGGUGGUUUAGCAUUGCAGGAAGUUGGGGCUUUGGGUGGUGAAGUCUUGGAAGCUAGAAUUGAAACUCGGAUUGAAGGUUUCCAGGAAAUUGCAAGCUCAUCGGAUCGACAAACCCAAGUUGCUGCUGAGGAAGUUCCCUUGGGGGUGAAUGAGGAGGGUAUUGAGAGAGGUGAGCAGUUGGAUGGCAGAGGGGGUGAUGCCAGUGGUGUUUUAGAUUCUAACAGAGCCAGUAUUAUGCAUGAUGAAGCUCAGAAUUCUGGAACUGAGACUAGGUUGGGAGGUUCUUUAGCAGUUUCAUCUUGUGAACAAAGUGAAGUUCUUGCGGAGAAAGUUAUGGCCACGGCUACCGAGGAGAGUUUGGAUAGAGGAUUGGUUGAGGAGGGACUGGAGAAUGAUAUGAAGUCUGUUGAGGGAAGGGAUGAUGCACCGGAUGUCUUGCCAUCCCAAAGAGGUGGCAUUUUGGUUGAUGAAUUAUGGAAUCCUGGAAUUGGUGCUGCAGCUGUAUGUUCUUCCACUGUUGCACAAUCCUCGAAUAUGCUAACACCAAUUGUUACAGAGGAAGUUCCAGGUGGUGGUGUUAAGGAGGGGAAUUUAACUUGUUCGGGAAACAGUCAAAGUUCAGUGCCUGAAACAGUUUCUGUGGGAAGAGACAAAGAUUCAAAUGGCGAUUCUUUGAAUCGACAAGUUGAAGUUGAUGUUGGUGGGGAAGUUGCGGUAAUGAACAAGGAAGAGAUUUUGCAUCCAAAGGACAAUUUAUGUUGUUUGGUAGAGGAUCAGGAGAUGAAGGUUGAGACAGCUGGUGAGAAUACUGAAAAUCAAGGUGAUUUGCAUACUGAUUUUGUAUCCUCCACUGAUCCAACUAUGGCUGUUACUGGUAGCGAAGUUACGGCAGUUGAUGACAAGGUUGCUUUUACUCCUAAUGUUGGAGCUCCCAAUAAUGUGGGUGGGGUUGGAGUUGAUGCUGUAGAAGUUGGUGUUGUAUGUACAGAUUCAGGAUCUUACAUAGAACAAUCCCAAGUUGCAGCAGACUAUUCGGUAGUCAAUGACAGCAAGAUUUCAACUUCCAGCAGUGUAACCCUGGCUGGUGGUGGAACAGAAACUUUGACGACUGAAAACAGGGUGCCCACUGAUUCUGAUGAGAACCUUGCUCUUGUAGAAAAUGAAGAGUUGAAAGUCGGUAGUGUGGGUGGGGGCUCUGAAAGGGAUGCUGCUGUAUGUACUGAGCCACAGUCUUGUUAUGAACAAACCAAUGUUGUCAAUGGCAAUGAAGUUUCAGUGAUGGACAGCAAGGUCUCAAAUUCUGAAGUGGAAAUUCCAACAACUGAUGAUAUGGAUAGGACUGUAGCUUGUUCAGAAGAUGAUCACAAUAUGAAGUGUGAGGUGACGUGUGAAAUUGCUGGAAAAGAUGGUCAUGUGCUUGCAGAUCCAGAAUCCUCAAACGAACAAGCUUGUGUUACUGAAAUAAGGGAAGUUGCAGCCACGGAUGUUGAAGAGGUAUUGAAUAUUGAAGGUGAAGUGGCAGGAGAUGAUGCUUUCGAUGGCAGUUCAGGGAAAGAUCAGUACUUGGAGAUCAAGAAGGUUGAAAGUGAUGUGGUACAUAGAGACCUGGAAUCAUCUGGUGAGCAAACCCAAAUUGCUGAUAGGAGUGAUGUUUUGGUGAUAGGCAAGGAGGUCCCCAAGCUUGAAGGUGAAGCUAUGAUGAUAGAUGGUGAAGGAGUUUCAAACUUCAAAAUUGAAGUUUUCGAUGGUGAUAAAUGUUUACAGAAAGAUGAAGAGUUGAACACCCUGACUGUAACUGGAAGCAUUGAAAAAGAUGGUAUUGCACAGGGAAAUGCUGAAACAUCUGGUGAGCUGAUUAGAAUUGACAACCCAGUGGAAUCUUCAGUUACCGACGGUCAGGGCAUUGUUUAUGUUCCACCUUGUUCUACUUUUAAUGAGAAUAUAUCUCUGUCAGAGACAGCUGAAGAUUUGAAGGAAGAGACUUUGGGCAAGACCUCAGUAGAACAACCUUCUGAAUGCGUUGAUGCUCCUCCAAUUGGGGAUUGUAGUAGUUCUGUUCAAACAUGUUCGGAUAGUCUUGAAGACAAUACAUCCUUGCAAGAUGAGAAACAAGAGACAGUAGCCCCACAAGCUGACAUACUGACUCAAGAUGUAGAUGGGAAUCAAAGCAUGAAUAUGCUGAUUGUUGAUGAAAGCUUGACCGAAGGGGUUUGUUCUGCAGCACUUUUAAGCACAGUUGUUGAGGGUACUGCUGCAUGUCAAGCUACAGUUACCUGCACUUCUAUUCAUAAUGGGAGUGACCCCGUCACGUCUUCUGUUAAUGACUCUAUGGGCUUCUUGCCAGAUGAACAUCAAAAUUUGGAAGUUCAUAUGGUAAGCAGUGACAUUUCUCUACAAAAUGGAAAUCAAGCCAUUGCUACUAGUGUUUCUGGUGCAGUAAAUACUGAUGAAGUGGUAAAUCCUGAAGCAAAAGGUGAAUUCUACAAGGCCAAUGAACAUGUUUCUGAAGGGCAAGUCUUGAACAAAUCUAUGGUGGGAAGUCUGGUUGUAGAUUUGGAUAACUAUCUCAACAAAGAUGGGGAAUGGAAGCCACAAGAUGAUUCUGCCCAGGAAAAUUCUUCACUGCCAGAUGAGUCUCAAUUCAUGAGAGAUGAUGUUCAAGCAAUGGGAGGCAAUGUGGGACAUGAAUUCUCAGAGUGCUUAGAUGGGAGUGCACCUGGUGUAGGGCAGGAAGUAGAAGUUCAAGAACAAUAUACUGAUUCCGAGCAGGUAGAUCCAUAUGAAGGUCAAGAAAUAGAAACUGGAGAACAAGCUGCUGAUCAUGAAGAGGCAAAAUGUGUUGAGGAUAAAAGCUCAAAACAAACAACUCUGAAGCCUGGAAGCUUUGCAAAAGCGCACCAACAGCAUUAUCUGCUGCCGCCAGAAAGUGAUGGUGAGUUUUCUGUGUCCGACUUAGUCUGGGGUAAAGUGAGGAGCCAUCCCUGGUGGCCUGGACAAAUAUUUGAUCCUGUAGAUGCAUCAGAAAAGGCAAUGAAACAUCAUAAAAAGGACAGCUUUCUGGUAGCAUAUUUUGGAGAUCGAACUUUUGCUUGGAAUGAAGCAUCUCUCUUAAAGCCAUUUUGGACAAAUUUCUCCCAAAUAGAGAAGCAGAGCAAUUCAGAAACAUUCCAAAAUGCUGUCAGCUGUGCCUUGGAAGAGGUUUCUAGACGGGUGGAGUUGGGGCUGGCUUGCUCUUGCAUACCAAAAGAUGCCUAUGACAAUAUUGAAUCUCAGAUUGUUGAAAACACUGGGAUCUGUGAGGAAUCAAGUAGAAGAUAUGGUGUGGACAAAUCUACAGGGGUGAGUUCCUUUAAACCUGGUAAUCUUCUAGAGUAUAUAAGAGCAUUAGCACAGUCCCCGUCUGCUGGGGCUGAUCGACUGGAGCUUCUUGUUGCAAAGGCUCAGUUGUUGGCUUUCAGUCGGUUAAAGGGUUAUUGUCGGCUGCCUGAAUUCCAGUUUUGUGGAGAGUUGUUGGAGAAUAAUGCAGAUAGUUCACAGUUGGGUGAAGUGAUUGACCAUGCACCCAAUGGUGAGCAAAUCUUUUCCAGCAAGGGGAGGUUAACAAAUGAAAACAGGUCUUCCCAUAAGCGUAAACACAAUCUUAAGGAUAUGUACCCUAGGAAGAAAGAGAGAAGCAUGUCAGAAUUAAUAGGUGAUGAGGCAUCUUCUCCAGAUGGUGAAGAUGGGUCAGAUUGGAAAGAUUCAAGUAUGUCCGGUAAGAAACGGAAGGGUAUUGAUUUCAUUUCUGAUGCCUCAGAGAUGCAAGAUAAGAGAAUUAGCUUUUAUGCUGCAAAAGUGUCUACUACUGCAACUCCAAUUCCUAAGCCAUCAUUUAAGGUUGGUGAAUGCAUUCGUAGAGUAGCAAGCCAACUGACUGGGUCCCCAUUAAUUCUGAAAUCUAACAGUGGAAAGUUUCAAAAGGUUGAUGGAAGCAGUGAGCCACCUGUCGGGUUCGAUUUGCAGACUCCUGAUAAUUCCCAAGGAGGAAGGAUGGUUCUCCCAAUGGAAUACUCAUCUUUGGAUGAGAUGCUAUCACAACUUCACUUGGCUGCUGAGGAUCCUAGGAAGGGACGUGACUUCUUGACUACCAUUAUUACUUUCUUCUCUGGUUUUAGAAAUUCAAUUAGUUUGGGUCAUUAUUCUGGGAGGCAGAAUUCAGCCACUGGGAAACAAGGAGGUGGUAGAAAGAGAAAAGCAUCUCAUGGCAUUAUUGGUUCUCCCGAAGAUUUUGAAUUUGACGACGUGAAUGACUCCUACUGGACGGACAGGAUUAUCCAAAACAAUUCUGAAGAGCAACCAUCAGGGGACGGUCAGAACAGAGAAGGAGAAUAUCAGCUCAUGGCCUUUGAUCCAGAUAAACCCGUUAAAUCAAACCGUAGGUCUUACUCUAGAAAGCGAUAUUCUAAUGGAAACCAUGAAAUGGCCAUGGAGGAACCAAUGGGGUAUAUUGAAGAGAGAAGGCAAGAAAAUUUACCAACAGAACUUAUACUGAACUUCUCUGAGGGAGAUUAUAUUCCUUCUGAAGUGAAUCUAAAUAAAAUAUUUAGACGGUUUGGGCCUCUAAAGGAAUCCGAAACUGAAGUUGAUCUGGAGACUAGUCGUGCCAGAGUGGUUUUUAAGAAGUGUUCAGAUGCAGAAGUUGCUUUCAGUAGUGCUGGAAAAUUCAACAUUUUUGGGCAAACGAUAGUUAAUUACGAGCUCAGCUAUUCACCGUCAAUCUCAUUCAAAAGCUUGCCCCUUCCAACAUCACAAGGCCAGGAGGAUGCGACUUGAUAUCCCUGUUUCAGGAACUGUUCUGGGGUUGGAUAGAAUGCUGAAUAAUGAAAACAGUGCCAACAUCCUUUGCCAAACGGGUUUCUGAAGAAGGUAACCGGACUCCAAUAUAUCUGGUUAUCUAAAAUUUCUAAAUUUCUCUGUUUGUUACUCCAUAGGUUUUGUAUUUUAACUAGAUGCAUGAUGUCAUACUCUACUCACAUUCUUCGCUUAGUGUGAUGUUAUUGUUGUUUACUGGCCAACCCUCGAAAUUUAUAUCAUGAUGACUGUUGAGGUUCUUAUUGAUUACAGAACCAUGAUUCCUAUUUUUUGUUGCUUAUAGAUCAUAGUUAUAUGCGUCAAAUGAAUGGUAUUUCUCUGUGUGUUGGUACCAUGAAAGAGGAUUAUGCUUCUGUCCUUCAGGCGAGGAUUCGUAGCGUUUGCCAUUCAGAUUCGUAAAGUUAUGUCGAGUAUGGAUGUUAAUGAUAUGAGUUUUGCCUUGUGAUAUGCCCAUUCUUUCUGGUUGGAAGUAUUAGCUUGUAAGCUGUACCUGUAUGGAACAUUUGUUCGUGCCAUUAUUUGUAGAGGUUUCCAUUUA